AUGCUCAACCUCCAGGCGUACACCGACUACACUCUCAGUGUCAUAUCCGUCAUCCACGGAGGCAGGAGCCAGCCUUCCCUCCUUUCAGUAGCAAAGACAGUGGUUGCAGCACCAGAGCUCAACUCCACCUCACCCAGCAAUGACACCAUUGUGGUGGGGUGGGAGCCAGUGGUCCAUGCUGUCCUGUACACAAUCAGCAUCAUCAUGGAGGGCUCAGAAAGCAGGGUGAAGCUCAACUCCACCGACACCAGCGUCACCUUCCCUGGUCUGGAGGCUGGGACUACUGCAUCAAGGGCAACUCCCGGGACCCUGAGAACAGACAGGGAGACAACUUCACUGUCUGCCAGAUCACACUCCAACAACACCUGCACCCCUCCCCUCAGGGGCAACACCUGUUACGUGCUGGAGAUCAUGUGUGGAGACAUCUACAAAUUAGUGCUGGCCCCUCUCACCCAGGACGGAGCCAUAGUCCAGUUCUGCCCACAGAGGAUGUACUCAGCAUUAAGUGCUGUGAUGUCCAUAUCCGUGGAGUACAGCUGUACCAGUGGCACAGCCAUGGUGUCCUGGGCCAGAGUGUUCGGAGCAGACUCGUACAGAGCAGUUGCUACCGGCAGCGGCAGGACCGUCCUAUCCUGCACCUCUCAGGGCACAGAGUGCCAGAUCACAGGGGUGGGCUGCGGAGAUGACUACAUGGUGCAGGUCACCGCUGUGUCCAAGAGCUGUGAGAGCAAAGUAAACGCCACCUCACACUUUGCCACAGGUAAGGACACUGAGACCAAGGAGGCAUACUUUUGGACAGUCCCCUGUCCUCCAAAGAAUCUCAACCUGUACCGUGAGUGUUCCAGCAACGUGAUCAUCUUCUCCUGGGCUGCCACCAACAACACGGCUCACUACAGGGCCAAGGCCGUGGACUCAGAGGGAGAAAACAUGGACUGUAUGACCUUAGACACUUCCUGUUUCUUCACCAACACUGUGUGUGGCCGUCACUACACCUUCACUGUCUACUCUGUCAGUAGUGGGUGCAACAGCCAGGCCAGCCCACCAGUAGCAGUCCGCACCGCCGACUGCCGGUCUGAUGUCCUGACCAGCACAUGGGACCGUGCUGAGGGGGCUCUGGCCUACACGGUUGAGGCAUGGGGAAACAAGGAUGAAAGCAACCGCUACAACUGCAGCUCCUUCACCAACACCUGUGCCAUACCCUCGGUGCAUUGUGGGGAGAGUUUAACCAUGUACAUCACAGCUUUCGAUGACAACUGCCCCAGCUACAGGACUCUGGGACGGGUGGCUGAGACAGUUCCCUGCGUUCCUCAGAACGUUUCAGCAGCAAUGUACUGUGGAUCCGACUCCAUCACUCUGAACUGGCAGGUUUCCUACGGCUCUCUGUUCUACAUCGCCACAGCAAUGGAUGACGCUGGCGUGGUUCACACUUGUAACUCCAUGGAUACCAAGUGUCAGAUCAAGGGCCUCCGCUGCAGCUCCACCUACAACGCCUUCGUCACCGCAACCAACCUCAAGUGCAACAGCUCCGACAGCGAGAUAGUCACCAUAGAGACAGCCCCCUGCCUUCCGGACCACAUUGAGGCCUUCCUCGACUGUGCGACGAACCACGCUCUGAUUGUCUGGCAGGGCCAUCACAGUAUACUCUCCUACACAGCCGCCAUUGAGGACACGGAGGGAGGCCUUCUCAGCUGCAGCACCACAGGGAACAACUGCACUGUCCCCAGCCUGAAGUGUGGCCAGCUCUACUCUGUCUCCGUCAUGCACCACGACGGCAUCUGCCCCAGCAUACCCUCCCAGGCCAUCACCAUGGAGUCAGUCCCAUGCGGUCCUGCCAACGUACAAACUGAGAUGGAUUGUGGGUCUGGAAAGCUGACGGUGAGCUGGGACACGUCGCUGCGUGCGUUAGGUUACACCACCAUCAUCUCCCACGGCAACAGAGAGCAGGUGACCUGUAACUCCACGGCAACCAGCUGUAGCGUGGACACACUGGACUGUGGAGAGGAGUAUGUUGUGGAGGUUAUGUCUGUUAACAGAUCCUGCCUCUCUAUGCCCAGUCAGGCCAUGGUCAUCAGGGAAGUGCCCUGUGUGCCCACUAACGUGACAGCGCACCGUACCUGUGGAGAGAGCCCUGUAGCCGUCACCUGGGACGCCAGCCGUGGGGCCAAGAGCUACACUGCCAUCGCCAUGGGCAACAGCGGCCACCGUACGGAGUGCACGUCCAACGACACCACCUGUAGUCUGGAGGAUCUGCUGUGUGGUCAGACGUAUAGCCUCAGUGUAUUGGCUAUGGACGACGCCUGCUCCAGCACGGAGAGCAGCAUGGUCACCCUACAGACAGUGCCUUGUCCUCCCACCCACGUCUCCAGCUGGGUGGACUGUGGCAGUAACACAGCCUCCCUCUCCUGGGAUGCCAGCCCCAACGCCAUCUCCUACUCUGGCAGUGCGGUGGGCACAGAUGGGCACAGUGUGAGUUGUGGCGCUGCCACCCCAGGGUGCCAGAUGGCUGGGCUGCACUGUGGUCAGGAGUAUGUCUUCACUGUGUCUGCCUCUGAUGGUAGCUGUGAGAGCCCCGAGAGUAACACGUUCACACAGGAGACAGCCCCCUGUGCCCCCCAGAGUGUAGUGAACAGUCUGUUCUGCAGGACAAACACUCUGAGCGUCAGCUGGGCCCCUGCAGCUAUCGCCCUGAACAACAGCGUCACCGCAAUGGCUGGAGAUGGUACUGCACUCUCCUGCACAACAGAGGGCUCCACCUGCGAGCUGGACGGGCUACAUGUGCAUGGGGUUGUGGGCUGUGCCUCUAACACCCUGCAGGCCUCUUGGGAUGCCACGGAUGGGGCUCACGCUUACAUUUCCACAGUGACUGGGCCAGACAGUUACACCUCGACGUGCUCUACCGCCAACCUGACCUGUUUCUUCACUGGCCUGGAGUGUGCCAAGGAGUACAGCGUUAGUGUGGUUGCCAAAGACGACCAGUGCAACAGCUCUGUUAGCGUUGAUGUCUCAGUGGCAACAGCCCCAUGUGACCCAGAAAACGUGGCUUCCCUGCUGCAGUGCAGCUCAGGCGUGGUGACGGUGUCCUGGGAGGCCAGUGCUGGAGCCACUGGAUACACUGCCUCGGCACAGGAGGACGGAGAGACACACUUUACUUCCUGCAGCACCACAGGCACUUCCUGUGAUCUUACCCAGCUGGAGUGUGGAGAGAUUUACACCGUGACAGUUGUGGCCAGGGACGGAAUCUGCAACAGCACAUUGCUGGCAACAACCACCAUCGAGACAGUCCCCUGUCCACCCACCAUCAAGGACCACUCCCUGGAUUGUGCCUCAAACCAGGCCUACAUCUCCUGGGUUGAAGAUGACGAUGCUGUGGGCUUCUUCAUCAACGCCAGCUCUGCCCUGGGUCACACCCCCUUCUGCAGCUCCACCAACACCUCCUGUCUCCUUGACGACCUGCUUUGCGGACAGACCUACACUGUGCAUGCCAUCGCCCAGGGAGACCAGUGCAACAGUGAGCCCAGCGAGUCGUUCGAGAUCGUCACAGCCCCUUGCACCCCAGCCAACGUCCGGUCCCAGUACGAAUGUGGUACGAGUAUAGCUCUGCUGAGCUGGGACGAGACUCUGGGGCGUGAUAGCUUCAUCGCCCGUGUAGAGUCUGUUGACCACAGUGACUCCUGCAGUACGACUGAGACCCAAUGCUCUUUGACCACGCUCAUGUGUGGUCAUCUCUACAAUGUGACCGUGGAUGCUUUGGCCGGACACUGCAACAGCAGCCAGUCAGCUGCCACACAGAUACUAACAGCGCGCUGUGCUCCGCAGAAUGUCAGUGCCAGUCUGCUGUGUGGAAACAACACCGUGGCUGUGACCUGGCUGGCCAGCUCUGGUGCUGUGGGCUACAAUGUGAUCGCCCUUGGUCGCGACGGCGACGCCAAAACCUGCACCACAGAUGACACCAGCUGUGAUCUGCCGAACAUGCACUGCGCUCAGACCUAUGAAAUCACUAUCACCCCCUUCUCUGAGACGUGUAAAGGCUUUCAGAGCACUGCCUUCACCUUCAUUGCAGGUCCCUGUCCCCCCACCGAGGUCCAGACCUCUCUGCAGUGCGAGAGUAAUGUGGGUUCUGUGUCCUGGGUAGCUGCCCCCACCUCCAAGAUGUACAUUGCAACAGCGACCGACCAGGACGGCCACGCCCACACCUGCAUCACCAAUGGGACGGCGGGCUGCUCCUUCAUUGACCUGAAAUGCGGCGAGACCUACAACGUCUCAGUGGUAACCAUGGAGAGGGGAUGCCAGAGCGAGCCCAGCGCACCAGUCACCCUCAAAGCAUCCAUCUGUCCUCCUACGAGCCUGGCUGGAGUGACGGCCUGUGGUACCAACGACCUGACUAUCACCUGGGACCAGAACCCAGAGACCGGUGUCACCUAUUUCCUGUAUUCCCAGAAAGAGGGCGGAGCUAACACCAGCUACUCCACCGUAGACACGUCCUAUGUGAUCUCAGGGCUACAGUGUGGAGAACACUACAGCUUCAGGGUCACGGCCAAGGACUCUGUCUGCACCAGCAGCCUAAGCUCAACCAUGGAGAUGGACACAGCUCCUUGCCCGCCCACCAACCUAACUGCCCAGGCAAACUGUAGCACCAAUGGGGGCACCAUCACCUGGGACUUGAGUGCAGGAGGCGUCACCUACACCGCCACGGUAACCGGUACCACCCACAGCUUCACAGCCUUCUGUACUUCCAACGCCACUUCCUGUUCUGUGAAGCUGGACUGUGGACAUCCUUACUCAGCCUCCGUGGUUGCCUCCACUGGGACCUGCAACAGUACCAUGGACACCAUCCAGUUCGACUCAGCCCCCUGUCUACCUGGCAAUGUAGCAGCAGCCCUGGACUGCAGUGCCAACACAUUUGCAGUGCAGUGGUCAGAGAGUGAGGGGCACCGCAACUCCUACACAGCCCUGGCCAUCGGCAGUGACGGGUCUAAUCUCAGCUGUGGCACCAGCUCUACAAAGUGCACCAUCAACAGCCUGGCCUGUGGCAUCACAUACAGCAUCGCUGUCAGCACCGCCAACGUCAACUGUGCCACUAUCGAGGGAUCAGACUACCGUAUCCAGUCAGCUCCCUGUAAACCAGAAAGCCCUGCGGUGAGCCUGGAGUGCAGUACUAACGUAGCCGAGGUGACGUGGGACAACGCUGGACCUGACCAAAUCCACAUGGUGUCAGCGGUGGACUGGCAGGGAGUGAAGAGCUCCUGUAACAGCACUGGCUCCAACUGCACCUUCAGCUCUCUGAGCUGUGGAAAGGCCUAUACAGUCACUGUACAGGGCCUCACUGACACCUGCAAGAGCACACUCAGCACCAGCAUGAACCUGCUCACAGCCCCCUGCGUCCCCACCCACUUGACAGCCGUUGUGGACUGUGAAGCCGGCAUCACGUCUGUAACCUGGGACUCAGCCCGUGGUGCCACCGGCUACACAGUACAUGCAGAAGGCAGUGGUGGGCACAAUGCCACCUGUACCAGCUCAGACACCAACUGUGCUUUCCUUGAUCUGGUGUGUGGACAGGACUACACUAUGGUGGUGCUGGCUAACCACGACAGCUGUGUCAGCCUGGCCAGUGAGUCCAUCACCACUACCACUUUACCCUGCCGCCACACUGGCCUGCAGGCCUACCUGAACUGCAGUACCAACACAGCUCAGAUCUCCUGGACGCCUGGUAACGGCACUCUGAUCUACAAAGCCUUGGCCGAGGGCUUUGACAUCAAACACCAGCUCACCUGCUCCAGCCCCGGCUCCGGCUGCAAUAUCAGCAAGCUGCAGUGUGGAGAGAGGUACAGGGUCAGUGUCAGGGGAGAGGGGCGCACCUGCCCCAGUCCCGCCCGCGACUGGGUCGUAGUCAACACAGCUCCCUGCCCCCCUACGGCCCUCAGCGUUCAGUCCUCUUGCAGCUCUGACAACAUCUCUGUCUCCUGGGCGGCAUCACAUGGUUCCAUCUCCUACACGGCUAUCGCCGUGAGCAACGAGGGCCACUGGUUGUCAUGUAACACCAGCACAACAGCAUGUGAUAUCUCAGGACUGUUGUGUGGACAGAAGUACCAAGUCUACGCUGCUGGAGUGGAUAACAGCUGUGUAGGAGCCAAAAGCAACAUGUACAUUGUCGAUACUGCUCCCUGUGUUCCCACGGACGUGCAGAAUGCCCUGGACUGCUUAUCAGGUGUCCUCACUAUCACCUGGCAACAGAGCGGCUACACCCCCAACCACUACCACGCCGAACUGACGAGCAGCGAGGGUUUGCUGACCGUGUGCGACACGAAUGUGACCACCUGUGUGGUUUCCAGAAUGCAGUGCGGUCUGACCUACAGUGUUGUGGUGGUGGCUCACGACGAUGUGUGCAACAGCUCCUACAGCCCCGCACAGCAGGUCACAGCAGCUCCCUGCCCUCCAGAUGCAGUCAGUGCCGUGGUGGACUGUGCCACCAACGUUGUCACGGUAACCUGGGAAAACAGCGUUGCCGAGGUGCUGUACACAGUUACUGCUGAAUGUCCCAGUGGUCAGCACUAUACCUGCAACGUCACAGGAAUGGGCUGUGACCUCAGCACCCUGUCAUGUGGCACAGAGUACAAUGUGACUGUCACCCCGUCACAUGGCGGCUGUGUCGGUGUCAACACACCGUCUCAGCUGGUCAAGACAGUGCCCUGCGUACCCCGCGUCACCGAGGUAGAGAUGGACUGUCUAUCAGAUUCCGCCUGGGUGGUAUGGGAGGAGUCAGCGGGUUCCGAGCUUUACGUUGCCGUGGCGACGGACAGCCAGGGGCAGACGUUUGAGUGUAACUCAACCAACAGUAACACGUGCGCUGUGCCAGACCUGCACUGCGGACUUCACUUUACCUUUACCCUCACCGCCUUAGACCAACAGUGCUCCAGCGCACCUAGCAACGCUGUGGUGUCCGAGACAGCCCCUUGCCCUCCCCAAGACACGCAGACCAAGGUGGGUUGUGAGAACCAUACGGUGAGUGUGUCCUGGACCCCCAGCGUGGGAGCUCUGAUGUACACGGCCACCCUGGAGCGCACAGACGGAGAGACCACCUUCUGUACCACCGAUGGGACAGGAUGUGACAUCACACAGCUGCCCUGCGGAGAGACGUACGUCCUGGUGGUAACAGCUGAGGGACGCACCUGUAACACCUCGGAGAGCAUGGGGACUAUUGUCAGAACAGUACCCUGCACACCCCAGCGUCUGCAGGCCAAUUUGAGCUGCAGCAGCAAUGUGGCCAAUAUGAUGUGGAACACCAGCCGUGGGGGUCAGCUCUACUCUGUAGAGGCUACCGGAACCGACGGACACGUUGCAGGAUGCAUGUCCCAUGAGACCCGCUGUGAUCUCACCGGCCUGCACUGCGGCCAGCACUACACCGCCACCAUGGUGGCACGAGACAGUGACUGCACCAGCCCUGUGAGUGACACUGUGGAGCUCAGGACAGCACCCUGCAUUCCUGCCACUGUGUCCACUGUGAUGGACUGUACAGCCAACGCCAUGCACGUGUCGUGGUCUAAGAGCUCGGGGGCUGAGUCCUACAUAGCAACCCUGCAGGACAGCGACGGAAGCUCCACCACCUGUCAAGCCCUGAGUGGAGCAGCCUCCUGUAACGUCACCACACUCAGCUGUGGUCAGAUCUACCAUGUCACUGUAGCUGCCUCCGACGGAUCAUGCAGCAGCCCAUCUACUGAUGUCACCGACACCCACGCAGGCAAAGCACUGAAAAACUGA
Molecule: messenger RNA, 7755 nt
Organism: Oncorhynchus tshawytscha (Chinook salmon)
Lineage: Eukaryota; Metazoa; Chordata; Actinopteri; Salmoniformes; Salmonidae
Gene: fndc7b
Exons: 32
Coding region: 1-7755 (2584 amino acids)
Molecular function (GO): protein binding
Source: RefSeq, a predicted model, not a curated record